Cantharellus anzutake is the source of this 1127-nucleotide messenger RNA. Its product is annotated as Nucleotidyltransferase. The record is from RefSeq and is a predicted model, not a curated record. Gene Ontology annotation, cellular component: nucleus. Gene Ontology annotation, biological process: double-strand break repair via nonhomologous end joining. Gene Ontology annotation, molecular function: DNA-directed DNA polymerase activity; DNA binding. The transcript has 13 exons. Bases 98 to 1057 code for a protein of 319 amino acids. Lineage: Eukaryota; Fungi; Basidiomycota; Agaricomycetes; Cantharellales; Hydnaceae.
AGGGACAUUAAAUAUGCAUGCGAUGACAAAAAUGGGAGCAAGGUUAAUCUGAAUGCUGACAUCACUGAACAACUUGCGAGAUUGGUAAAAAUAUACGAUGCAACAGGGGAUCGGUGGAAAGCGAUGCAGACAACACGAGGCAACAAUCGCAUCUAUUCGAAGACAUCCAACUAGGCUCAAGUCAGGAAAGGAAGCACUUAAGUUACGAUUUGUCGGGCAAAGGAUGGCGGAGAAGAUUGACGACGUGAUUAAGACCGGAAAUAUGAGGCGCCUGCAGUAUGAGGAGUCCACUGAGUCCGCAAUUGUCACGAAACUAUUUAUGGGUAUUUAUGGUGUCGGUAUGACCACCGCUCGAGAUUGGUACAGUCGUGGCAUGAGGACCCUUGACGACUUGUCAGGAAGUCAUCGUAGAAUUGUAUUAACACCUGCUCAACAGAUUGGUCUCAAGUACUAUACUGAUCUCGCUGAAAGAAUGCCCAGGAGUGAAGCAAAAGCUAUCUUCGAUGCGAUCAAAGCUAUAGCAAUAGGGAUCGACCCAUCCCUCGAGCUCACGAUUAUGGGAAGCUAUAGACGGGGUCAAGAAACCUGCGGUGAUAUCGACAUUCUUUUAACUCGACCAACCAUUGAUGGACGCAGCCAUUCAGGGGUUCUACGGAAACUGUUGCCCAAGCUUCGUGCUGCUGGAGUAUUGACAGAGGACCUCAGCUACCCGAGUGAUCUAGAUGAUGAAGAGGCGAAGUACAUGGGUUUGUGCCGAUUGGGGCAUGAAGGGAAAAUGAGGCGUAUAGAUAUCCUCACCAUCCCAUACCAUCAGCGUGGUGCCGCAUUGAUAUAUUUCACGGGCGAUGAUGUCUUCAAUCGGAGCCUACGUCUGAAGGCGCGACAUGAUGGGUACUCACUCAAUCAACGUGGCUUAUUCACUGGGGUGACAAGAGACCCAAAAACGAAAGUGAAGCUGAGCAACGGAAUUAUAAUUGCCUCUGAGACAGAGCGCGAGAUAUUCAACAUUCUCAAGGUACCUUGGCAAGAACCCCAUCAACGAAGACGUGCCACAUGAGCUACACUAAUGUCUCACUUUCGACUGAUUGUGAUUGCCUGGAACAUGAUUGCAACCACUUUUUCUAUGC